GACUCUAGUAGGACGAAUUUUAAUUUUCCUAAAUUUUUGGAUCCAAAAAGUUAAAAGUAAAACACAUAAACUUUUAUUUCUGGUACAUUUUCUAUUUCGGCUGCAAUAAAAACUUAGUUUUUUAAUAUGAGUGACGAGAGCGACCGUGUAAAACGUUUACAGGGCGCUAGCCGAAAAGGAAAACAAAAGAGAGCGCGUCAAGACGUCGAAGAUAUAAUGGGAAUGAUCUACAGGGAAGCUGCAACCCCUGGCUGCAGUUCCAGAUUAAUGUCGUCUGAUACCGGGAUACUCGAUCGAAUUGACACAGUAACAUUUCCCGGUCGCUAUGUUACCAGAGUACUCAGGGUUCGUCCCUUCGAGGUGACAAAACGUUUUGUAAGGCCCCAGCUAGCUUGUGAUCAUAAUUCAGAGCCCAAUGCAGAUAGUGUUGUAAGCAAACUGUUUGGCAUUCAACAGUUACAGAAUUUGCUGCUUGUGAUAACGCCCACUUCAACGACAACGGAGAAGCACAUCGUUCAUGGUUAUGCAAUCGAUGGCGAAAGGCAUCUGGGCGUAACCAGCCUGACUACCGACGAAAAGGAUCUAAUUGUGAAUACCCAGAGGGCUGACAACUAUUCCAUAAUAUACAGUUCGGACUAUCUUGAGCUGGAGCAUGCAUUUAAAAAAACAGAAAUUAAGAACCGAAUCUUUGAAGUAUUUCAACAAAAGCCCACCAGAUCUGUCUGUUUAACUUACGCGGGAAAUAAUGUAACCCUUAGAUACCGGCACUGUAAGCCCCAAAAAAAAGAAAAGAUCACAAAGGACAUCAAGAAAAAGACGCGUAACGAAUUGUCGGCAGUGAAUGAGGCUAAUCCUAAACAGCAUCUUAAGCCUGUCCGACAUGAUUGCCUUUCACGUCCGCAGCCGAAUACCGGCCACAAGAACAAUUCGAUGAAGCAGAAGACUCUAGUAGGAACAUCCUCACGUUUGCCAGUCGGAAAUUGCAAUCGCUUAUCAAGCACUUCAAUAAGGGCUCGUUCCCAAUUGCAGGCUACCAAAGACAAUACAUCAUCCACGCGAAGGAGCCCAUUGGAAAAUCGCUCACGUGCUUCCUUUAGCCCUGACAGUAGCAAUGAAAUAUCGCGAGCUUCGUUGAAUACGCCCCAAAUGGCCUCCCAAAAUCACAAUCACAGGGCUAAAUCUCGGCUGAGAACUCGUGACCAUUCGCAGGAAACCAUCGACAAGAACAAUCCCAACCCGAAAGCUCACGGCAAACCGCAGGUUUCCAUUAGUCCUAAGCCAAAGAUGUCGACGAGGACCCACACAAAUUCCCCAGCCACACUGGAAAAAAAAAAUUCCGAACAUAGGUCGCUGAUAAAAAAUCGUACCCAUCCAAGAGUUCGAAGUCGUUCCAAUUCAGCAGUAGCCAACGACAGCACGAGUUCAGUACAAGGAGAGCUAAUUAGGAACCGCACCCACUCGAUAAUGAGAAGUCGUUCAGAUUCACCGGUAGCAAACGGGAGCACUAGUUUGGUACAAAGUUCACAGAUUAGGAAUCGAACCCAUUCGGUAAUAAUAAGUCGAUCCGAUUCGCCGGUAGCAAACGUCUGUAGCAGCGAGAAUGGACGUCUUGCGAAAAAGCGUAAGAGCUCGCGCCAUGGCGACGGUGAUUGCAACACCCGCUCCAAUCUAGCGAUCACAGCCGAGGGCGGCAAUACGGAGUCAAGAUAUCUUAUUAUAAAUCGUACGCAUUCGGGUUUGAGAAGUCGUUCCAAUUCACCGGUAAGCAAGCCCUGCUGCAAGCACACGGACUUAUACAUGUCCAUGGGAAAUCGCGAUGUCACGGGGAAAGUUUCGAUUGAAUCUCGCUUCCGUUCGCCGGUUAACGACAGCUGCAGCUCCGAGCACAAGCCUCUAGUUACCCAUCGAACCUAUUCGGCGCUGGCGAGAAAUCGGUCCAACGAAAGCGACAAUGUCAAGGAUAAAAAUGCCUUGGGCAAGCGUACCAAUUCGUUCCUUUCCAACGAAAGCAGCGAGCUGAAUAUCAAAACUUUAAUGAAGCCUCGCUCCAAUGUGCCACUUACAACCGACAGCAGCAAUUCCAUAUUGAGGUCCCCGUUAGGAAAUCGCAACGACAGCAAUGAUGCAGCGAAAAUUUGUUCCAAUUCGCCUGUCUCGAACGAGAGCCAAUGUUCCUUGAAUAGGACUCCAGUGGCAACACGGAUGAACUCGAACGCUUCCAUCGUCAGUAGCGAAUUAGAGUACCAGACUCCGCGGGGAACACGCUCGCCAUCGCCGGUCACGAGCAACAGUUUCGUAUCUAUGAUUCGGGCUCCAUUGCCAGCUCGCACCCAUUCGGCAAAUUUAAUUGGUGAACCUAAUUCCAAUUCGGCAGACACGGCCAAUGGUAGGAAUUCCAUCUCAAAGGUACCAACGGAAUCGCAAGUAUCCAUCGACAGCAACGAUAUUAAACCUAUGUUCCCAAAUGCCUUUACACACGCUGGGGACUCGGUUUUCUCGAACUGCGAUCUAAGGGGUGAUGGAAUGGCUCAAGAGAUUUCAGAAAAAGAAAGCUCCGGCUCGGUCGAGACCAGCUAUAUUUCAUGCUUUUACUCCAAUCCAUACCCAACAGCAGGUCUGAAUGCCGUCUUGCCGCCGGAGCAGGAUGUGUUUAGCAGCGUGAUGUCUAUUAAGGACUGGGACUUGCCACACGGGUUCAAUCUGCAGGAUGUCACGGAAAGGAACAUCAAUACGAACGAUCUUGGCCAUGUGCAACAGCGCUUCAAACGAGGACAAGCAAUUGCUAACGGUAAGGACAUGAAAUCUCCGGAGCUAACGGCAUCACAGGCACAGCCGCAGCCCUACAGCAACAACCGUGAGCCUAAGGCUUCAACCAAACGAAAAAUAUUUAUUCCCCAGCUGGAUAAGGAGAUGCUUUAUCAGCGCGAGCGGUUGUGGAAUUGUUGUGUAGGCCUGAACUCGAAGCGUCGCGUCAAUUUUAAGAUAGAGUCCAACAAAGACGCUGCCCAACUGACAAAGAAAAUCGUACGUGAGGAGCCACCCAAGGUGAAAUCCGAUGGGGUUAAAGUCUUGUGGAAGCCGCACCCGCUGUGCGAGUCCGAGGGUGACAUCUAUAUCCCAUCCGAGCUGUCAAAGCUUAAAUUUGAUUGCUCGCAAUCGAUCAUAAGAGCCAGAUCAUCAUACUUUGAACGGCUGAUGGAUCCGGUGAGGGUGCCCCCCAAUUUCUCGAAGCGUGCCUACGAUCAGUUGCAGAAGAAGUUAAGCCGCAUGACCGCCAAGCAGGCAUUUGACAACCUGGCCAGACUCGUUGAAAAUAUAAACGCGCGGGCCAUACCGCAGAACCGGCAACUGUUGACCUUCUUCAGGAUUGCCGAGCUGCUGGAAAUCAAGAUGUAUGUCAGGACCGAAAGCUACUGGACCGGCAGAUCCCCAACAAUCGAUCCCCGCUGUCGAUGCGAAUGCUACAUGUUCGAUGAUCGCAGCGAGUUCGUUCUAUCCGUGGGUCUGCUAUCUAAACAGUUGAACAUAUUUGCGGAACUGUUUCCUGGCAUCAAGCCGAACAUACGCUACAUAGACAAUGCCUUUGAGCUGACACAAAUGCCAACCAUGCUCACCAAAUGCAUUCGAUCCGUUAUGGUAACACUGCGUGCACAAACGCUCUUCAAUAUGAUGGCAGAGGUGGCCUACGAGGUCCUCUCUCCGAAGGCAACGCUUCUCGCCCUGUCGCAGGAGAGGCCAAGGAAACCGAAGCCAAUCGCUAAGUCCAAGGAGGAGGAUACUGAGCUGCAACGUAUCCUGGAAAUCGAAGAAGCCAGACGUCAGCUACACAGACAACAGCAACAUCCAGUAGAAGGCGAAUGAAUUUGUAUAACAUACAACAUAUAUAAACAAUGCAUCAAAUUAUGCAAAAAUACUUUGGCUUAGAACUUACAAAUUUUACGUACAGGUAUUCUUUUUUAAAAUUUUACUCUCCUGAAGGAUGACGAAACCCAGUCUACAUUAAUAUGUUGGCAGCUUUAUAAUAAACCUUUAAUUUUCAUUGGCAUUCAAUUAAAAUUACUCAAGGAAUGUAUCGUACAUUUAAUUUUAAUAAAGCCAACAAAGUAAAGCAAGCAAAAUAGUUAAUUAUACACGAGCCGCAUCACAUUCCAGUUAUGGUGAACAGGGCAGGGGAAUACCGAAGCGGUGGAGGCGAGACAUUUGCAUUUGUCUGACUAAUGAACGCAAAUAUUCUAGGACUUGGGCCAAGCCGAAUGCCGUUUAGGCCCAUUUGUUUUUCUGUUUAGGACGUCUGGACGCUGUCUUUUUCAAAGUCGGACCUGGAGAUAACCAACUGCCCACCCAAAUUCCUGCCAACAUUCGUGCAACACACGCGGCUGCCAUUGCUGUAAAGUGGAUCAUUUUUCUGAUGCACCCGUAGCGAAUGGGUAUAUAAUCAGACUACUUUAAUGUGCCAAACUGGGAUUAAUCAAUUUUAAUUUGUAUUUUUUUUUAAAUUUUUAACUUUUUAUUAAAAUUUUGUUUCGGUGAA
This is a messenger RNA of Drosophila novamexicana, 4531 nucleotides long. RefSeq lists its product as uncharacterized. Bases 127 to 3861 code for a protein of 1244 amino acids. The record is from RefSeq and is a predicted model, not a curated record. The transcript has 3 exons. NCBI's taxonomy places the organism in Eukaryota, Metazoa, Arthropoda, Insecta, Diptera, Drosophilidae.